Messenger RNA from Cyclopterus lumpus (lumpfish), 3069 nucleotides. It is a transcript of the gene slc25a25b, whose product is annotated as solute carrier family 25 member 25b. The record is from RefSeq and is a predicted model, not a curated record. Gene Ontology annotation, cellular component: mitochondrial inner membrane. Gene Ontology annotation, molecular function: ATP transmembrane transporter activity; calcium ion binding. The transcript is spliced from 11 exons. The coding region runs from base 536 to 2299 and encodes 587 amino acids. Gene Ontology annotation, biological process: transmembrane transport. Lineage: Eukaryota; Metazoa; Chordata; Actinopteri; Perciformes; Cyclopteridae.
CUCUGCCUCACCUCAUGCCUCAACAUAACUAUUCCAACCAACGGAAUGACGAGGACUAGCCAAUCAGAGGCCGAGUAGAGCGGGUCAUAGCAUGAUUCUUCAUUUAGCCAGCGGGUCACCGGCUGGCUAGCCAAGUUAACGCGUUUACAAACACAAACACAGGCGUUAAAACGGCCUUUCUAACUGGAAGCUCACGAGCGAUACACACGCUGUGAAUACACUCCAACGUCCGAUGCCGUGAAUUCCUUUUACGUUUCACCGGCAUCUUCCACUCCGGUUAGCUUUGCGUACAACACGCUAGCUAGUUAGCUGAGCUCAUUUAUCAAGUUAAAAUAAACAGAGGCACCAUUUUCACCUCUAGUGUGUUUGAGGUGAACAGUGUGGUUCGGACGCGGCUUCUGGUCGCUAUUCCUUUCCGUGCGGCCGAAGGGUCGGUGUGACGUGGGAGUCAGGGCUCGGGUAUAAGGGUGGCCUCCAGCGCUCUCCGGCGAAGUGGACCCAAGUGGACCCUCAUGAUACACAGCAGGGUUCGUUGAUGCCUCCUUUGCUCAGCGAUGUCAUCUGCCACUGCCAAUCCGACGAGACCCACCGAGGGAUCGACCCGGGCGGUGGAGGCGGGCACGUCGGAGAACCCUCCUCAGCUCCCCCAUCUAAACCAGUCGCCCACGCGGACCCCAGUCAGUCAGCGCAUCCGUGUGACACAUGUGGAGGGCCCGAGCAGGAGCACAGACUCAAAGUGUUGUUUCAAGUCCUGGAUGUUAACGGGGAUGGAGGCAUUUGUGUCAACGACCUGACAAUUGGGCUGAAGAAACUAGGAGUGCAUCGCACUGAACAUGAGCUCAUGAGUCUUUUUAGCAGAACGCAGUGUAAGCCUGCCCAAACUCCGUUGCCAGGGGAAAAAGAGACGGAGGCUCCUGGGAACUACAGAGAGCCGCAAGCUGGUCUCCAGGAAAACACUGCACACUACCCUGACAGUAGAAAUAUCAGCACAAGUGUUACUCCGAAGAAGACCACAGUCUUCAUUGUGAUGACACCACCUCCAGAUCAGAAAAUAGUGAAAGCAGGAGAUAAAGACCUGGACGGACAGUUAGACUUCAAGGAGUUUGUUCAUUAUCUCAGAGACCACGAGAAGAAACUGCGGCUGGUCUUCAAGAGCCUGGACAAGAAGAACGAUGGGCGUAUCGACUCGCAAGAAAUCAUGCAGUCUCUGCGUGACCUUGGAGUGAACAUCUCUGAGGAGCAGGCUGAGAAGAUCCUCAAGAGUAUGGAUAAGAAUGGCACAAUGACGAUUGACUGGAAUGAGUGGCGGGAUUACCACCUCCUGCAUCCAGCAGGCAACAUUCCUGAGAUCAUCCUCUACUGGAAGCACUCCACGAUCUUUGAUGUCGGGGAGAGUUUGUUGGUGCCUGAUGAGUUCACAGCAGAAGAGAAGAUAACAGGAAUGUGGUGGCGACAUCUAGUGGCUGGAGGGGGAGCUGGUGCUGUGUCUCGAACCUGCACUGCACCACUGGACAGGCUCAAAGUCCUCAUGCAGGUUCACUCCUCCAAGAGCAACAGCAUGCGCAUCACUGGAGGCUUUGUCCAGAUGAUCCGAGAGGGCGGUGUGAGGUCACUGUGGCGAGGCAACGGCAUCAAUGUCAUCAAAAUUGCCCCCGAGUCUGCUAUUAAGUUCAUGGCCUAUGAACAGAUGAAACGGUUAAUUGGAAGUAACCAGGAGACGUUGCGCUUUACAGAGAGGCUGGUGGCCGGCUCUCUGGCUGGACUCACCGCUCAGAGCAGCAUCUACCCCAUGGAGGUCCUGAAGACCCGGUUGGCCCUGAGGAAGACGGGCCAGUACUCGGGCAUCGUGCAUUGUGCCAAACAUAUCUUUCAGAAGGAGGGAGUGGCUGCUUUCUACAAGGGUUAUGUCCCCAACAUGCUGGGCAUCAUCCCCUACGCUGGCAUCGACCUGGCGGUCUAUGAGACCCUGAAGAACUCGUGGCUGCAGCGCUACGCCACAGACAGUGCUGAUCCAGGAGUGUUUGUGCUGCUGGCUUGUGGCACCACGUCCAGCACAUGUGGCCAGCUGGCCAGCUACCCGCUGGCCCUGGUCCGGACCCGGAUGCAGGCACAAGCUACCCUGGAGGGGGGCCCUCAGAUGAACAUGACCGCCCUGUUCAGACACAUCAUUAGGACCGAGGGGCCCAAGGGACUCUACCGAGGCCUGGCCCCCAACUUCAUGAAGGUCAUUCCAUCCGUCAGCAUCAGUUAUGUGGUGUACGAGUCCCUCAAGAUCAGGCUGGGGGUCCAGUCCAAGUGAGAAGGGAGGCAGGCGGAGACCAAGAGGCCUGAGCUGAAGACUUCAUGUGUCGGCCUCUAAAAAAUAAACGACACAUUGACGUACGAUAUAUGUGAAAUCCCAGGCUUUGAAGGAGGAAUGAAGAGGAAUCAGAGCUUGAAAGCUUCUGUUAGCUUCUCUUACUUAUGUCUUUAAGCAAUCCAGAGUUCUAUAGCAUAUAUAUUUCUAUAAUUCAUUGAAGUACCGGUGAAGGAGCAGUGCUGCUGGUCUGUGAAGGAGGAAUCUUUGUCUUUAAAGGGCUUUGCUACACAAACUGAAAGUACAUUGUGCAUGAGUACAUCAAGUUUCUUUGAGUAGCGACAUGUGACCACAAGCAGAAAAGAGAGGUCUCCUGAAUUUCAUCAAACUUACAUCUGAUCCCAAAUAUGGAGUUCGACGGCACAUUCAGUGUUUCAGAAAGAAGCUCAGAAGCUUCUCAGAGGCCUCCAUUCCUCCUGGAUAUUAUCAUACUAUCUUUUCACAGGUGUAACAUCAGGAAAACAAUAUCACUGGCUGGAUCUUGAAGGAGUAUUUCACCCGUUUGUUGGCUAAAGACAUUCUUUAUGAUCAAUAAACAGGACCAAUGAGAUGGAGUUCUCUUGUGCCUUGUGUGUCUCUCUUACAUAUAUCACUAUGAAAGGUGGAAUCUGUGGAACGUUGAAUGCACUUUAAGGUACUCCGCUUUAAUUCCUGUUUAGUUUAAAAAAAAUUAUUUAUGUAUUUAUUUUAACAAUAAAGAAGUCAUGACUAAA